Messenger RNA from Anguilla anguilla (European eel), 2641 nucleotides. RefSeq names its product mucin-5AC-like. The transcript has 2 exons. Bases 1189 to 2397 code for a protein of 402 amino acids. Lineage: Eukaryota; Metazoa; Chordata; Actinopteri; Anguilliformes; Anguillidae. The record is from RefSeq and is a predicted model, not a curated record.
UCACGGUCGAAUAUAGCUCCCCGUUCCUGAGCUUAUCACCCUCUCCCUUUCUUUGAGAAAUAUAAUCAUUAAAUCAAUAAAGACAGGUGACAGUUUUUUUUUUCUUGUGACUUCCCUUUGUGACCCAGACACAAAGAAAAGGGAAGAGAAAGAGAGAGAGAGAGAGAGAGAGAGAGAGAGAGAGAAAGAGAAGAGAGGAAGCUGUUGACUGCAUGCAUGAACAUUUUUACCACUGCAACAUUUCUAUUUCAACAUCCUAUUUUUCUUUUUAUUACUGUGUUUUUUCACAACUGCCGGAAGGGAACACACUCAUUUUGUCCAUCAUUGCUGUAUUAUCACCCUCUCUCUCUGUACUCUGUUCACUUAAACAAAGAGGAAGCCUAGAGAAAGCGAACAGCACAUAAGAGGAAGAGAAGGGUUGUGACUUUCUGGCUGGCAUGCGAGUUUACUCCAGAAGCUUAUAGAGGACACAGGAAAAUUGCAGAAAGAAGACAGGAGGGAACAUUUAAAUGUAAACACUAGAGAGCCAAUUCACUGUUGAAUCUGGACUGGAUUAGACAGCAAAAAGCGGAAUGACACCAGCAGAACACGAGGACAUCUACAAAUUGAUAAGGCUAUAGAUAAAGGUGUUACCGCAUAUGACUACACCCAAUAUCUUAGCUCUGUAUUGCAUAAUGGUCUGAGACUCAACAAGAGUGGUAAUAUAGAGGCAACAGAUGCAGCAUCAUCCCAAAUGGAUGCAUAAGGACAAAACUGUACAAAAACAGUCGAAAACAUAAAUAUGAAGUGCAAUUAUACACUAUGAAGGUAGCCAGAAUGAUACAUCAAACCAGCUAAUAAUCUUAAUUUCUUCAAACAGACUAGGAAUAAAUAACUGUACUGUGGCUUCUAGGACCAUCACAAAACUUUGAAAUAGCCAGCCAUUCAAUACAAACUUGAAGAACAACAUAACAUAUCAUUAUUUCUACCAUUUACAAUUGCUAUUAAAAUUGGCUUCAGUCUCUGGCAAGCUGUGAAACAUUUUUUAUCAUCUCAUUUUCAAGUACAUACUUUCAAAAGAUAAUAUUUCUUUCAGAAUAAAAAUUAAAGAAACCAAUAAUCCCAGUAUUCACAGAGAUCAGGUAGGAGGAAUCAGCUUUUAGCUGUCAUCUACUUCUCCUGGAUUCACCAUUAACAUUGACAAUCACCAUGUCAGUGCUAGUACUGACCUUCCUCAUACACUCCCUCACAUGCUCUCCUCUCUUUGCCCAAACAUACUUGCCCUCCUCAGACUAUGAUUUGAACAUGACCACAGAAACGUCAGAAGAUGUAACACGUGGCAUGGGUUCUCCAAAUUUUAGUAUGUUCACUCCUCAACCUUCAAAUGUUCCUGUAAGGGAAACUACUGCAGUGCCCAUGCCUGAAAACACGGCAAUAACUGUUGCUGAAACAGAGUCCAUCCUUGAAACUACUAUAGCAGCCAUUUUGAAAACUACGGAAGUGCCCAGUACUGAAGUUGAUUCAGAGGACACAUUUGAAACAACCCCUAAGCCCAGUAUUGAAUAUGUUACCUCUUCUAUUUCCCAAACAUUAGAGGGUACUCGGCCUCAAACUCCAAUUCAGACCAGCCACCAUGUUAGUCGGGUGGUCCCUACACAAGCAACAACUCCAGAGACAUUUGCCUCCACACCCUUCAGCUCUGCAUCCCAAAAUGAGCAAAGCUCAACAAAGAGCACAGUAGAUGAUGUGACUUCCAAGUCAAAUCCAACCAAAACCCUCACGGUGGUCACUCCUUCCAUGAUUCCAGAAUCUGCCAAGACCAGUUUUUCAAAGCCAAGUUCAGACCUGAAGCCUACCUCCACUGUUGGUUCUACUGCAAGCAGUCCCACGCCUGUCCCCAUGACACAGGGUUUUGGGAUAGUAAUCAUCAUCAUAGCAUUGGUGGUCUGUAUGAGUGGGAUCAUCUUUAUGAGCAUGUUCUUCAACAAACGAAGGAAGAGGAGAUCUGAAAACUUCAGCUACAGCUUCAGGACUGGAGGGAGCAGUAAAUCCAAGAUGAAAAAAGGUACAGAUGAUGAUGCCUGGUUUGGGCCUGUGGCUUUGAAGGGAGAUGAGGCGGUGGAGGCAGGGGAGGAAGGGGGCAAUGAAGUGGAUGGAGAUGGUGAAGGGGUGCAGGUGGUACUAAGCACUUUUAUGGCAAAGGAAGAGGAGAAGGAUGGGGUGAAUGGGAGUUGUGUAGGGGCAAAGGAGGACAUUAAGAAGGAUGAGGAGGUACCCCUGUUGAUCACUGAUGAGGAUGUGGAAAAGGCAGUCAGUCAUUCACCUCCCCUGUCUUCUUCCCUUUCUCCUCCGCUCUCUGAGACUGCUGCAGGUGAGCAAAAUGGGAGUCCAGCUUUCUGUCUGACCUCUGCUGUUUGAGAGGGAGAAAUGCAUUUGUUGAUUCCUUACUAGUCCCUUUCAAAUUGAAUGUCUGAUCAGUUUAGCUAAAUUGUGAAAUGCAGUGAUUGCCUAUAAUGACAGUUGAGAAAGCAACACACAUGAAUUACAGGGGCCAGAUGUUAAAAAAGAAGAAUGACACGACAUUAUUUUUGCUAACCAAUGUACACAAUAUGAACAAAAGCACCUGGACCACCCCCCCCCCCCCCUCCCCUCCCCUCCCCCC